Molecule: messenger RNA, 2421 nt
Organism: Arachis ipaensis
Lineage: Eukaryota; Viridiplantae; Streptophyta; Magnoliopsida; Fabales; Fabaceae
Product: serine/arginine repetitive matrix protein, putative (DUF936)
Source: RefSeq, a predicted model, not a curated record
AACUCCCCCCCAGUCUCCCUCUUCUAUAUCCGUCUUCUCACUUCUCACUUCUCACUUCUCACUCUCACACAGACAUUUUCACAAACACAGAUACCUCAACAACAAUGGCGUCCCUAACACCAGGGAUACUCCUGAAGCUCCUUCAAGCAAUGAACUCAAACACACGCGUCACCGGCGACCACCGCUCCGCCCUCUUACAAGUCAUCGGAAUCGUACCCGCCCUCGCCGCCGGCCAAGACCUCUGGUCCUCACGCGGCUUCUACAUUCAGCUCUCCGACUCACUCAACUCCACCUACGUCAUUCUCCCUGACCCUGACUCUGAUCUUAUCCUCUCUAACCGCCUCCAGCUCGGUCAGUUCGUCUACAUCGACCGCCUUGUCUUUGAUUCCCCUCUCCCCUCCGUCUCCGGAAUCCGUCCCCUCCCCGGUCGCCACCCCUUCGUUGGAACCCCUGAGCCUCUCGUUGCUCGAAUUUCCUCUUCUUCUCGUGAUUUCCUCAUCCAACCGAUUUCUGAUUCGGAUCUUAAUUCUGAUCCGCUUGCGUUGUACCUAUCGGGAAAGAAGGAAGUGGUUAGGGCAGAGAACACUGAACCCCCGAUGCAGAAGGAGGCUAGGGUUUUGACGAGGCAGCCACUUGCACCGAGGGAGAAUUUGCCGGCGAGUAGGUUCUCGUCGCCAGCGACGGGUAAGAGGUCGCAGAGUGCUGGAAAGAAGAGUAAUUCGGUGGUUACACCGGCUGCGGAGAGGGAUCCUUCGCCGGCUGGGAAGGUGAAGAGGUCCGCCUCUCCGGUGCCUUCGAAAUGUGUGGUCCCGAGUUUGGUAUCGGCGAGGGAGGAAAAUCGGAGGGUGGCAAGGGAGCCGGCGAUAGUGGUGCCAUCAAGGUACCGGAAUCCAUCGCCGACGGGGAGGAAGCAGCCGUCGCCAAAUCCGAGGAGGGCGUCCCUGUCUCCAGGGAGGAGGUUGUCCGGCGUAUUGAAAUUCUCCCCGGCAGUGGGGGAUUCCUCCGGGAAGAAGAAGAUGGCUACCGUGGCUGCUGGAAUUACGAAGGUGUCAGAAGUACUUGUUGGAUCUGCGAAGGGAAGUGGCGGGAGGAAGAUUUGGGAUGAACAACUUGGUGCUGGGACUGUAACACCACCUACUUCUGAGGUUGAACACAGAGAGAAGGGUUCGUCAAAAAAUAAGGUUGACCCACAAGCAAUUUUACGUACUCAGGCUGCAAUGUCAAGGCGAUUAAGCGAUGUGAAUGGUAAUAAAACUAACAGCAGUGAUUCUUCAACCAACGAGAAGAGUAAACGCGGUUCUCCUGAGCGUGGUGUGAGCAGAGAGAAGUGCAAUUUUGCUUCUUUGGGCAUCACCAUUCAUGAAAAGAAGUGGACAGAUGGUAGUGUUUCAUUGGAUUCAGUGUCUUCAAACCUUGCUAAGCUCGGAAAGGAAGCUAUGCAAAGAAAAGCUCUCGCUUCUGCAGUUGCUGCUGAAGCAUUGGAGGAAGCCAAUGCUACUGAAUGUGUUGUAAGAAAUCUAAGCAUGUUUUCGGACCUCUGCACAGUUUGCCAGGCUAGGAAUCCUUUGCCAACCAUAGACAGAUUCUUCACUAUCUACAAUGAUGUCCUAAGAACAACUGCAAUAGCUGAAUCUGUUGUCAAAAGUCAUAAUCCUGACACAUUUGAAGAUAGCAUUCCAACAGAGAAAUCAAAGUCACUCGCUUUGUGGGUUGAAGCUGCUUUGGCCACUGAUCUUCAGAUAGUGUCCCUUCUUACUGGCACAGGCGUGGAUUCCCCGUCGACACUGCCAAAAAGCUUGUCGAAACGGCACUCUCUCAGUGCAUCCAAAAACCAUCUAAAGGGCUCUUCACCACAAUCCAAUCUCAAUGGUGUAUGGACAAGAGGCAGUGGAAUGAAGGAUACGGUAGAGCUUGGAAGAAAUUUGUUGUCUGAAAUGCAAAUGUGGUUUCUACGCUUUGUUGAGGAGUCCCUUGAAGCAGGGUUCAAAGUGUUUGGGGAUUGUGGUGCUGAUGGGAAGAGGGCGUUGUUGCCUCUUGAUGGUGGCUCCAUUGCUGUUGUGUUGUCACAUUUGAAGCGUGUGAAUGCAUGGCUGGACCGUGUGGUUUCCAAAGAGAAUGAUUCAUUGAGUGAUAAGAUUGAAAGUCUGAAGAGAAAGAUUUAUGGGUUUGUUAUUCAGCAUGUAGGAACAACUUUCGAUAACUCGUCUUCUCCUUCUUCAUCUUGAUUCUUUUUUUUCUAUUAAUAGAACUUUUGUGUUUGGUCCUUUCUUCCUUUUUUGGACAGUAUUUGUAUGUUGAAAGUGAUGAAAAGAGGAGGAUGCUUCUUCCGUCAAAAAAGAAAGUUAUUUCUUCGGGUACUUUAGUGUACAAUUUCUUUAUUUUCUAGUAAAAAAAUUUUAUUUGUAAAGAGGGUUCCCACAA